AUGUCUGCACCUAAAGUAAUUUUAGUAACUGGUGCCAAUAAAGGAAUUGGUUAUGCAAUUGUUCGUAACUUGGCAUUAAAGUAUUCCGCAACAUCAAAUUCCCAACCACUUACAAUCAUUCUAACAGCUCGAGAUCAAAAUCGCGGUCAAACAUCACUUAAUGAACUUGAGAAUGAAUUGAAACCAAAGAAAAUUUUAAAACAUGAUGGUGGAAUUAUUGAUUUGAAAUUUAUACAAUUGGAUUUAUUAGAUGAAAAUAGCAUUAAGAAAACUGAAGAAACAAUUUCAAAGGAUUGUAAUGGUCUCGACAUAUUGAUUAAUAAUGCAGGAAUGGCAUUCAAAGGAGAUUCUUUUGAUAUAAACGUAGUUCGCACUACAUUCGCUACUAAUUUUUAUGGUACACUCAAUGUAUCAAAUCAUUUAUUCCCCCUAAUCCGUCCUAAUGGACGUUUAAUCAACAUUUCAAGUGGUGUUGGAAGAUUAAGUAUUAUAAGUAAUAAAUGGAAAAAAGAAUUUAGUAAAGAAGACUUGGAUAUAGAUGGUUUAAUUGAAUUAAUGAAGAAAUAUGAGAAUGCUGUUGAAAAAGGAACUUAUCAAAAUGAAGGAUGGCCUCAACAAGGCAAUUUCAGUUAUUCUUAUGGUAUGUCAAAACUUGGAUUAACUGUGAUGACAAAUAUAUUCGCUCGUCGCGCUGAUAAAGAGGGAAAAGGCGUUUUAGUUUUUUCUUGUUGUCCUGGUUGGGUGAGAACUGAUAUGGCUGGUCCAAACGCUGUUAAAUCUCCAGAUCAAGGUGCAGAAACUCCAGUCUUCCUUGCAGUGAAUGACGAUGUUGUUCCAAAAGCGCCGUAA
Molecule: messenger RNA, 849 nt
Organism: Diversispora eburnea
Lineage: Eukaryota; Fungi; Glomeromycota; Glomeromycetes; Diversisporales; Diversisporaceae
Source: the annotation of a GenBank genome assembly